AUGGCCGCCGUUGAAGAACCAUCGGUAGCCGUCAUUGGCCUCGGCGCUCAAGGCCUCGUCACAGUGAAAAACCUCCUUGAACAAGGCUUCCGUGUCACAGGCUUCGAGCGACACGGCUACGUCGGUGGUAUAUGGCAUUACUCGGCGCAACAUCACGUCUCUGCUCUACCCUCAACCGUCGUCAACGUGUCCCGAGAGCGAGCUUGUUUCACUGACUUCGCCUUCCCACCCGGCACAGAUUCAUACCCCAGCGCGGCCCAGGUCGACCAAUAUCUCAACAACUACGCCGAUGCCUUCAACCUUCGUCCACAUCUUCGGCUCUGCACGAAUGUGCAAUCCAUCGAGCGCGAUGAGAUCAAGAAUUGCUGGCGGCUGACUAUUCAGUCGCCAAACACUUUCAAGCCAGAAACUCUCACAUUCGACAAAGUCGCCAUGGCAAAUGGCCCGCAUAACAAACCCAUUCUCCCAGAUUUGCCUGGCCUCGAUCUUUUCGGUGGCGAGAUUGUGCACUCUAUAGCAUUCAAGGAACCGCAGGCUUUCACGGGCAAAAGGGUCUUGGUGGUAGGGGCCAGCAACUCCGCUGCCGACACCGCAACUUCCCUCGUUGGCAGUGCCAGUAAAAUUUACCUCUCCCAUAGGCACGGCUCGCUUGUGCUCCCGCGCUUCCUCAAGGACGGCAACUCGCUCGAUCAUACACUCAACUACCGCAAACUGGAAAUGAAAGACACCAUCGAUCGCCUGGGGCCUAGCCUUUCGGUCAAAUUCAUGGACAACUUGGUCAACGGCAUUCAACGCGAACAAUACGGCCAACUCGAUCCAGCAUGGCGUCUGGAUCCGGCACCAUCAUUGCUACACCAGAAUCCAACCGUGUCUGACAGUUUGAUCCCUGCCCUACGCACUGGAACGAUCACAUCCACGCACGCGCCCCAACGAGUAAUAGGAAACGACCAAGUCGGACUCGAAGACGGCACCGUCGUCGCUGUCGAUAGUAUUAUUUUCUGCACGGGUUAUGCAAUAGAUUAUUCUAUCCUAGGCAAAUUCGACCCGACCAUCUCACCCACCGCCCCGGGUGGCCACGACAACGAGACACCGAGAUUAUACCAGAACAUCUUUUCCCUCGACCAUCCCGACAGUCUAGCUUUCAUUGGUAUUGCGCUCAUUAUUUUUCCAGCGUUCCUCCUUUCUGACCUGACAUCUAUGGCCCUUGCGCAGAUCUGGUCAAAUCGAGCGGACACGCCCUCUCUUCCGCCACAGAAGGAAAUGGAACAAUGGUACGCCGAUCACUUAGCCUACGUCAGGAGUCUCCGCGCUCUCAGCCCACAUGGGAAGUUCGUCAAGCUGAGCGUGCGCAGUGGGCAAUGGCUACCAUGGGUGCAGGACACCGCGGGCUGUGAGGUCGGUAAGUACCUGGACUUCUUCAGCCUACCGGCCUGGAAGCUAUGGUGGCAGGACCGAAAGUUUUCCAAUCUGCUGGUCCAUGGGAUCUGGUCGCCACACGUCUAUCGGUUGUUCGAGCCGAAACGGCCUGGCGGCCGGAAAAAGUGGGAUGGUGCACGAGAGGCGAUUGAAAGAGUUAAUGCAGAUGUCGAAGCUGGACUUGAAAGGCGAAGGAGCGCUGCCCGGGAACCGGGGCAGGUCAACUGAAGCAACCACCUCGGAAUUAGCUUACUAGUACUGGACCACCUUCAGGACUGCAGGACGGUAACAUGCUAAGCCAGCGGCCUCUUGCGUUGGCAAAGGAUUGUGGUUCUAUGCUCUGGAAUAGUAGAUUUAUGUCUACAGAUAUACCUGGCUGCGCCAUGGGGAAGCGAUAAGUAUGACUAGAGUCAAGACGGGCCACUUACUUAGAUUUAUGCGCUUUUAUAAAGAUACCAACGCGCUCUGCGCGCGACUGAUACUGGCCCAAA
Exophiala xenobiotica is the source of this 1907-nucleotide messenger RNA. RefSeq lists its product as uncharacterized. Lineage: Eukaryota; Fungi; Ascomycota; Eurotiomycetes; Chaetothyriales; Herpotrichiellaceae. The record is from RefSeq and is a predicted model, not a curated record. Gene Ontology annotation, molecular function: flavin adenine dinucleotide binding; N,N-dimethylaniline monooxygenase activity; NADP binding. The transcript has a single exon. The coding region runs from base 1 to 1644 and encodes 547 amino acids.